Messenger RNA from Clunio marinus, 462 nucleotides. The record is from the annotation of a GenBank genome assembly. Lineage: Eukaryota; Metazoa; Arthropoda; Insecta; Diptera; Chironomidae.
AUGUUGAUACUAAUUUUAACACCCACGUCAUUGAAAGUUGCUAUGAGGAAAAAUCAAAGCGGAAAAACAUUCAAAACAGCGUUUUGUGGUUUCGUCAUUUCUUUUGUUGCUGUUUUAAUUUUGGACCUUUCGGCAAUGUCAAUGUUCAUUAUCGAUUGCUUGAGAGUUACAUCAACAGACGGGUUGAUGGAACUCCUUGAGAUUCAUAACCCAAAUGAAGUUCGAUCAAUGUUCGAUAGUAUUCCAUUUGAAAGACGUCUCAUGCCAUCAUUAAUCAUGACAUUUUUUGCUUCGAAAGGAAUUCUUCUGAUAAUUAUUAAUGUGAUUUUAAUGUCGAUUCUCGUUUCAAUAGUUUCAUUCAAUCAGAAACAAAAAGCAUGGAUUGAGAACUAUUUACAACAAAGAAAAUCGAAAAUUAGUCAUGUUGUUGGAAUAUUAAAUUCGGUGUACACUCCUGAUUAA